Cuscuta epithymum is the source of this 1056-nucleotide messenger RNA. NCBI's taxonomy places the organism in Eukaryota, Viridiplantae, Streptophyta, Magnoliopsida, Solanales, Convolvulaceae. The record is from the annotation of a GenBank genome assembly.
GUAAUGGUACACUAAAAUGUCUUCCCCAACAUAAAAAACAUAGAAGAACGCGACUCUCUAGAUCUUUUUCUUCAAGAGAAUGGGAAGCAUUCAUGAGUGGAGGAAACCCAGAUUUUUUUGCCUUCAUGGUAUGGGAACUAGUGCAGAUAUUCUCAAGGAAGAAUUGGUCCGUAAAUGGGAUUCAGUCGUCCUGGAUAAACUGGAUCUUGUCUUUGUAGAUGCCCCUUUUCCAUUUCUGGGCAAAUCCGACGUCGAUGGGAUUUACGACCCUCCUUAUUAUGAAUGGUACCAUACCAAUAAGGAAAUGACACAAACACCCCAGAAAAUGAGUGAAUGUAUUGCAUAUAUAGAAGACUGCAUGAUCAAAUAUGGACCUUUUGAUGGUCUUCUUGGUUUCUCCCAGGGUGGAAUGUUGGCAGGAGCCUUGCCUCUCUUACAAGAAAAGGGUUUGGUCCUGACCAAAGUUCCAAAGAUUAAAUGUGUGAUCAUAAUAGGAGCGGCAAAAAUAAGCAGGGACAAAUUUGUAGCAGAGAAUGCAUAUGAUCCACAAACCAGGUGCCCAUCUGUUCAUAUUAUAGGGAAGGGAGAGGGCUGCAGGGAAUCAGCAAUACAACUUGCUCAAUGUUAUGUUGAUCCUAUAGUCAUUCAUCAUCCCAAAGGCCAUACCAUUCCCAGAUUUGAUGAAAAAAGUUUGGGAGAGAUGCUUUCCUUCAUCGACAGGAUUGAAAGGGAUAUUAACAUAACAGAAAAAUCAUCCUUAAGGCUUAAAUCCAUGUUAUAACCAAACUUCUAAAGUUGAUUAGUACAUAUGGAUGUUGCAAUGCCGGCUCAGCUCUUAAGGAUGUUGAAACUAGCUUGAAACUUGAAAGGGGUGGGAAACAUGGUGUCAAACGUUAUAAAAGUGAUUAAUAAAUACUCGUAAUAAUGAAUAAUGAUCGAAGGAAAAAUGAAGUCAUAUUUUUUGUAUGCAUAAAAUAAAUGCAGUAGCAUAUAUGUGUACGUGUGUGGAGAUGUUAAAAUGGAAAAAAUAAGAAUAAAUAUAGAUCAUCAAUCGCC